CGCGGGAGCGAUCGGCGCAAUUCCAACAACACCCUCGAAGACGAUGAGGCCUCGCCACGGCGCAACACUCAUGCUUGUCCUUGCGUUGGUGACGUCGCGCGCCGCCGUAUUAGCAGAAAACUCCACCAUCCUGCCACCGGAGACUUCGACGCCUGAGGUCACGACUGCGCCACCCACACCGACAUCCGCCGCACCAUCACCACCUAUUCCGACAACUACUCCUGCACCGCUGACAACUCCACCACCAAACACUUCAUCUCCUUCUACCUCGGAAGCUCCCAAAACGACCGCGCCAAUUGUCACCACAUCCGCUGUAUCGACCACUGUCGCGCCAUCAACAGCAUCUCCGACACCCACCGACUCGUCGUCGGAGGUUAACACAACCGUGUCUCCCCGAAACACAUCCACAAGUGCUCCCAAACCCACCACAGUCACUUCCCCCGACGAAUCCACACCAUCGCAAACUCCAUCUUCGUCGUCAGUGAGUGAGGAAACUGCUUCUGUCUCUCGCAAACCUUUGACCCCGAACUCUACGACACCACCUCCCACGAAAUCCGCGACGACUUCUGAGGCGACAGACUCGUCAAACACAACAACUCUCAUUGUUGCUAUCAUCGGCGGCGUCGCAGGUGUAAUGCUUGUCGCGAUCGCGUUUAUCCUGUUGCGUCGUCGGCGAUCUACCUACGACGACGACGAUGUCUUGUCGCCGCCCAACAAGAGCACUCGACCGACGCAACAAGAACAGCUCUUCCUCGCCCUAGGUGCUUCGGCGCCUUCUACCCAGCAGCAGCCCUCGUCGUCGACGUCGCCGCCAGUGUUUUCGCCCGUUGGGUCGCGCCUCAGUCAAUCAAACCCGUACUUCCAGCAAUCGCGCGUCUCCCCGCCCAAGUACCCCUCCGACGGGUUUGUCUCGAAUGCCCAACGGUUGUCGUCACCGCCGUUCCACGCGGCCGCCGCCGCCCAAGGCUAUCAUUUUGACUCGGAAAGUAUCUGCGAUAGCGCUGCCUCUGGCAACUCGCACAAUUUGUGGGUGAGCGCGAUGGAGUCGAAUCGCACGGACAGUGCCGUCAAUCAUGAGCCUGUUGCUCACCAAGACUCAACCAACAGCCUUUGGGACGACGACGAUUCGAACGCGCGUGCAAGUAGCAGUUCGUACGAUCGCGGCGACUCGUUCCUCAGCGGGUCCAACUUCGGUUCGUUCAACAAUAACUCGGAUCGCAUGGGCGACGAGUCCCCAUUUGAGUAUGGCACCCCCGCGCCGCCGGCGUUGUCGAGAAACAACUCGAUCACGCUUUAAAGGCAUGUCCUGAUGUGGACGAGGGAGGAAAAGCAUAUUGUGACCCAAACAUGUUCAUUUGUCGUGCUUUGGCCUGUACAUUGAGAAAAAUGUGAAUUGGGAAGGAGUACCUGUGAAGAAUGCAGUAAGACCAGAGCAACGGCGAUGGUGCAAGUGCGCAAAAGG
This is a messenger RNA of Aphanomyces invadans, 1462 nucleotides long. RefSeq lists its product as hypothetical. The transcript has a single exon. The coding region runs from base 44 to 1297 and encodes 417 amino acids. NCBI's taxonomy places the organism in Eukaryota, Oomycota, Saprolegniomycetes, Saprolegniales, Verrucalvaceae. The record is from RefSeq and is a predicted model, not a curated record.